CAGAUUCAAUUAGAAAUCUAAUCCUUAAGCCUUAACAUAAUAAUCUCGAAAAACUACAGUGAUUCCCAUUAAAAAACACAAUUCUACGUGGCACGCCCAGUAGUUGCAAUAAAAUAUAAAUAUAGGAACUCAGUCAGGUGCCUCGCGCAUGCUCAGGUAUUGACCACCUGUAUGAACGAACAUACUUGCUAAGCUUAUUCCGAGGUUUUGAGUUCGAGUCGUUGACCACAGUUGAAAUAUGUUGCAUUUUUACUUUUACAGUUUUGUACUAACAAAAUGUUUCUUUACGACCGUUAUCACAGUUUUUCUUUAGUGUGAAAGUUGUGUGUUGCGUUAGUGAAGAAUGAUGGAUCUCGUUUGUUUUGAUCUUUUGGCUGGGAAGAUUAGAUAAAACUUCGCUUGUUUUGAUUUUGUGGAUUGUCAGAUAACAAAAUACAUGAGUUUCAACGUCGCAGACCAGAAGAUAAACAGAAAAAUGCAUGAGUUAUUCAUGCAAGUACUGAAAAAUAGAGAUCUCUCUAGAGCUGGGGAUCUUUUCUCUGUUCCCGAUUCUGUUAUCGUCAAUGACUUGACCGAUGUGUUGAAAGAGAUUACUGUUAUCGCUUCUUUUCCUGAUUACGUGAACAAUGAUAAUGAUCAAAGUGUAGUAGAGAUUUGCGUUACUCGAGUCACUUCUUGUAUAAGAGAAACAGGAAGUGUGGAGCAGCACUGUGAAGCUCUUGUUGCUCUCUUAGAAUCAUGUCUUCAUCACAAUCUACAAAUCUCUGCCAGAGACGAAGAUCCUCCUCAUGCUAAGAUCUCCAGCGACAUUAUUUCCUGUAUAUUUUUGAAUUAUAGUAAGAAGUCGGUUAUGCAAAGAGCCUUGCCUGUAGCAGUUAAGUUUUUACAUAAAGGAAAUAAAGAGUUAUCGAGAAAUAUGGCUUCUUAUUUAUCUCUUGCUGCAAUGGAACACGCCUCUCUACUAACACCACAUGUCCAACCCAUCAUGGACUCGAUAAUUUCAGGAAAUUAUCCUUUGUGUAGAGUGUUACCUAAUAUAUAUGAAGUGUCUCCAGAACCAUUCCAAGGUCAUGCAAUGGCUUUGGUUUCACUACUUCCUCACUGUGAUACUCAAGAAAAAUUGGCCCUAUUGAACUUAUUCGCCCUCAUUGCCAAGGACAACCCAUCGUUAUUAGAAGCAAGCGUUCCACAACUCUGUGAAUAUUUAAGCAGUUCAGUAACUGUCACUCCAACUUUACAAGUAUUUCUUCAUAUGGCUGAGAAGAUGCCUGCAUUAUUAGCUGAUCAUGUGAACGCUAUGAAGCAGUCUGCAAAGAGGCAUCCUCAAACAGUUUAUCUAACAGCUCAAAUCAUCAGUGCUGUUGGAAAAUUGUGUAAGGAUCGAGCUCAAGAUGCAUUGAAUUUUGUCUUGGAAUAUUUACCGAAAGCAGAUCGAAGCUCACAGAGUGCUCUUUUAAGAGAAGCUACUUUACUAUGUAGUUCCUUUCCAGUACUUUUCACAGAUAAAGUUUUAGCAGGCGUUAGACACAGACAUCACACCAGUACAAAUCAAAUCACUCAACAGUCCACUCCAACCACUCAAAAUCAAGUGACCUCAGAUGGAGUAACAAUUGUUAAAGUAGGAGGGAUUCAUACGGUUACACCCAACCCUUCAGGCGGAUAUACACGUAGAGCCAAACUUGGAGAUUCUCGGAGUACAGGUAGACUACAUACCGCCUCAAGUAUUAAUACUCACAGAAGCAUGACAAGGCUCAACAUUGCGGGAGGCUCUGUAGGUGGGUUGCACAAAAGUAUGACACGAUUGAGCUCUUCUCAACAAAUCAAUGCAGUACCUACCCCACCCUUAUCCAAUAAUAUUACUGUUACUGCUGGAAACAAGUGGCCAGGGUCGAAUGGUCGGGUAUCAAGUGGCGGUGUGACUGUAACAACUAUUUCGCCACCUAAAAUACAAAGACCUCUGAGUCAGGGACCACUAGUUCUUCUCUCAAAUCACACCAGUCAGGUUGCUGCCUCAACAUCUUCCUCACAUCACACUACAAAUGCAGUUACUGUCAGUUCUGGAUAUACCGGACCUAUUUCCAGUGGACAAGUUUCUAUAUUAACAGGCGAAGUCAACAGUUCAAUAACCCAAACUAUACCAAUUGGAAAUAAUAUUGUACAUACACCUCCGCCCAUGCCGGAAAGUCACAGUGCUACAAAUACUCCACUUGUCGGCAAUAGUAAUGUGAAUAUAAGCGGUCCCACUACUGUAGUAUCACGUCGGAAUAAUAACACUAGUGUCACCUUAAUCAAUCAGAAUUCAGUAGCAAAUCAAAGAAUGAGUGUUUUUGAGCCAUAUCCCAUGCGAGAUACGAUACAGCAUUUUUGCGAAAAGCAUCUAGAUAAAAUCAAAAACUAUAUGGAGAAAGUGUCGUUGAGAAUACCAUCGCCAGCUAAAUGUACGAUAGAGGAAAAGAGACAAAAAAAAUCGGCCAAGUUACAUUUUGCGUGCCAAGCUAGAGGACAACAUUGCCUGUAUUCAAAAACAUUUUUUACAAUGAGAACCAGAAAUCCCAGAAUUUGGAUACAUUUGAUGUUUAUUUCUUUGCAGGUACGUGAUACUCAACCAGUGAUAGAAGGCCAGUUGAAGGAGAAAAAAGGUCGAUGGAGACUAUUCAGAAGAUGGAGGACAAGAUAUUUCACUCUGUCUGGAGCACAUUUAUCGUGUAGAGGCUCAAGCGGAGGUGAAUCUAUUGAUGUUAAUCAAAUUAGAUCAGUUAAAGUAUCAAGAGGAGCAAGGAACAUUCCGAAAGCUUUCGAAAUCUUCACGGAAAAUCAAACGUUAAUUCUGAAACCUAAAGAUGGUAAGAACGCUGAAGAGUGGGUACAAUGUCUAAACAUAGUUGUGGCUCACUCUCAUGCCAAGGAACUUCCUGGCAAAAGCAAUUCUCUUCCUGCACGAGGAAUAAGUUCUAGUCGAACAGCUAUGUAACACAAAUUAUCAGUGAUGCUUUAUAUAUAUACAUAUAUUUUGAAUUUCCAUUUUUA
Messenger RNA from Leptinotarsa decemlineata (Colorado potato beetle), 3027 nucleotides. RefSeq names its product ventricular zone expressed PH domain-containing protein melted (gene melt). The record is from RefSeq and is a predicted model, not a curated record. Gene Ontology annotation, biological process: regulation of signal transduction. Gene Ontology annotation, cellular component: plasma membrane. Gene Ontology annotation, molecular function: phosphatidylinositol-5-phosphate binding. NCBI's taxonomy places the organism in Eukaryota, Metazoa, Arthropoda, Insecta, Coleoptera, Chrysomelidae.